CAAAAAUGACCUAUCUCAAUUAUGUGCCAUACAUCUUUGGUUAUAAUUUGAACCAACUUCUAAAAUUCAUUGUUCUUAAAUUCAUUUCCUUUUGUAUGGUUAAUUGAAUUGAAUGAAAACUCGAGGAAAAUGGAUGUAAUAAGGAGAACGACAUCUAAUUUGUUUUGGUAGAUGGAACUUGUGAAUUGUGAUCAAGACCUUUGAAUGGGAUGCGCUUGCGCUUCAAUUACAGCACUCGGCUUGCUGGCACGGCACUCCCUGCACGGCGAAACAAACGACCGAAACACGCUCGACCACGACGUCGACGACGACGACUCCUCUUCUUCAUCUUUGAUCCUUCGACCCCCUCUUCUGAUACUGUUGUUUCUUACCACCAACCAUCUCUGCCCAUCAUCAUCUCUGAUCCUUCGCCUGCCACUGCCACUGCCACCAUCAUGAUCAUCGCAACAAAUCGGACCAAACUCGAAUCCUUGGUCUCCUGUUUUGAUCAGACCCCCAGAAUUGGGUUCACGGUCUUUACAAGUUAAGUAGGCAGCAAAGGAGAGAGAAGAGCUAAACGAAUAACUCGAGCUGCCACUGCUACUGAUAUCGGGCUGCGCAGGGUUCUUUGGGUGGAUUCCCAUGCCUGAGUUUGAGUUUGCCAUGGCCCCAAUUUGAAAUCUCUCUCUUUAUAUACACAAAUGGAACCUGUUUUCUUACUUCAAUAUCUUGGAACUGCAAGUAUACCUUUGUCUUUGCCUCUCUUGACUUGCUGAUCACAUCUCCCCUUCUUUUUUUUUACCUCUGACUAUGGUGGACAUAUCAAAGAGUUUUGGCUAAUAUAUAAAUACUGAUUUCAUCUAACUCAACGCUUGUAGGUGAAUAAACCAAAGAUGGGUUGGUAUCUGAAAAUCACAUUACCAAGCAUAUAAAAUUACACCCAAACUACUUGGACUGCGAUGCCGUCUUUCUUGGGUUUUCGUUUUAAAUAUAUAUAAUAUGAUAUUGAGGCUUUUUAUAUAACUACACUAUUAAUUUAUUAAUAAAUAUUUGCAGUAGAGGGCCUGUAUAUGCUCCAUUUUACUUUUACAGAUGGUUUAAUUAGAUAAUUACCACCUGUAGUCUUGCAGGGGAAUAGGACAAGGCCCAUCUUUUGUUGCGUCUGCAUUCCUAUUCUUUCUCCGAAGCCCCGCUUUACCGAGUCUUCAUCCUUCGUCCUCGACUCUCUCUCAAUGCAUUAACUACGAGAGAAGGAACAACUUUUGGACAAUAUAUUAGCAAAGGCAGACACCAAACUUCAAAAAACCACAUCGAGAAGAGAGAAACAUUAGAGAAAGAACAAUGCUUGAGAAGCUUUGGGAUGAUGUUUUGGCUGGCCCUCACCCUGAUCGCGGCCUUGGAAGACUAAGGAGAAUCGCCACCAGCAUCACAGAUACGGAGGGAGAAGGACGAAAGUACCAGAGAUCCAUGUCGAUGCCUAGCCCCGAAACGCCGUCGUCUCCGGCGUCGCCGCGUGCGGCCGACAAUGUGUGGAGGAGUGUGUUCAACCCAGGUAGCAAUCUCGCAACCAAGGCCAUCGGCACCAAUGUUUUCGACAAGCCUCAGCCCAACUCUCCCACCGUUUAUGACUGGCUCUACAGUGAAGGAUCCCGGAGCCAGCACCGCUGAUGUAAAUAUGGUUCACGGUGUGCGCCUCUCCACUGUCCGGCUGCAAUUGAUCU
This is a messenger RNA of Momordica charantia (bitter melon), 1700 nucleotides long. Its product is annotated as dormancy-associated protein 1. The record is from RefSeq and is a predicted model, not a curated record. Lineage: Eukaryota; Viridiplantae; Streptophyta; Magnoliopsida; Cucurbitales; Cucurbitaceae.